GGGCCGGGGCGGGGCCCGACCGGCGGACUCGGAGCCCGAGCGCGGGGCUGAGUCCCAGGAAGCCGGCACUGACCAUGAAGCGGCCCAGGGAGCCGAGCGGCUCGGAUGGCGAGUCCGACGGACCCAUCGACGUGGGCUGUGAGGGCGAUCGGAGCCAGAUGGCCAGGCCGCUGGCCACCUCCAGCCCCUCGCAGAUGCAAGCCAGGAAGAAACGCAGAGGGAUCAUAGAGAAACGACGUCGAGACCGCAUCAACAGUAGUCUCUCCGAAUUGCGGCGCCUGGUCCCCACUGCCUUUGAGAAACAGGGCUCUUCCAAACUGGAGAAAGCCGAGGUCUUACAGAUGACGGUGGAUCAUUUGAAAAUGCUCCAUGCCACCGGCGGGACAGGAUUCUUCGAUGCCCGUGCCCUGGCGGUUGACUUCCGUAGCAUCGGCUUCCGGGAGUGCCUCACCGAGGUCAUCCGGUACCUGGGGGUUCUGGAAGGCCCCAGCAACUGUGCAGACCCUGUCCGAAUUCGCCUCCUCUCCCACCUGAACAGCUACGCAGCUGAGAUGGAGCCUUGGCCCACGCCAGCUGGCUCCCUGGCCUUCCCUGUGUGGCCCUGGUCCUUCUUCCAUAGCUGUCCGGGGCUGCCGGCCCUGAGCAACCAGCUUGCCAUCCUUGGACGAGUCCCCAGGCCCGUCCUCCCCAGCACCUCCUCUCCCACUUUCUCCAUCCCAGCACUCCGGAUCACACCUGCACGCAGGGCCCCUGGCACCAUCCUGCCAGCCCGGAGGAAUGUGGUGCCCAGUCGGGGGGUCUCUUCCACCCCGAGGGCCCGCCCCCCAGAGAGGCCACCUGCCCCUCUGCCUGUGGUGCCCAGUAGCAGGGCUACCCGGAGCAGUCCCAUCUCUCCCCUAGUGCCAUCGUCCUCCCCCACAACUGCCUGUGUAGCCCUCCCCACCUCCAGCCCUCCCCCAUCAGGGCCAGCAGGCAGGCCUGCAAAUGCUGUGCUCUACCACAGCUGGGUGUCUGAAAUCACUGAGAUUGGGGAUUUCUGAGUGGGCUCCCCAUCCCCACCAUGUCCCUCAGGAGUAAGGAAGGUUCUUCUCCCAGGAGCACUGAAGCAGACACUGCAUUUUCUGCUUUGCGUCCACCCGUCAGAGGCCCCUUCUCUCACCGUUGAUGCAGCUCAUCUUCACGGCUCCUCUAGAGCGCCUCUGACCACAGAGGCUUGGUCUGGGUUCUCACAUGACCAAAUGCCCCAUGAUUGCCUCAUGAGCCCCUAAGAACUGUGCGAGACCUUCUCCUGCCCAGUAUGCAUGAACCUGAGAUAGAAAGAAUAGCAUGAGGCCAGGCAGCAACUCACAACCUGUAGUCCCAGCUACUUGAGAAGUAGACAUCAGGAAGAUUGAACUUUGCGGCUAGUUAGAGCAAAAGA
Messenger RNA from Perognathus longimembris pacificus (Pacific pocket mouse), 1420 nucleotides. It is a transcript of the gene Heyl, whose product is annotated as hes related family bHLH transcription factor with YRPW motif like. The transcript is spliced from 5 exons. NCBI's taxonomy places the organism in Eukaryota, Metazoa, Chordata, Mammalia, Rodentia, Heteromyidae. Bases 75 to 1040 code for a protein of 321 amino acids. Gene Ontology annotation, cellular component: nucleus. The record is from RefSeq and is a predicted model, not a curated record. Gene Ontology annotation, molecular function: RNA polymerase II cis-regulatory region sequence-specific DNA binding; protein dimerization activity; DNA-binding transcription factor activity, RNA polymerase II-specific. Gene Ontology annotation, biological process: anterior/posterior pattern specification; circulatory system development; regulation of neurogenesis.